AUGGGAAAUGUACCAACCAAAGCAAAUUUCAAUUGUACGACUGUAAAUAAUAGUACUCCAUCUACUUCUAUAUCAGAGUGUACAAAUCCAAUGCAUGUUAAAAAAUUCUCAAUAAAAGAUUCAACAAAUAUAUAUCAUAACAAAGUAGUAUCAGUAACAUCUAAUCCGACAAUUUUUAAUACAUUAACAAGAGGUUGUUGA
This is a messenger RNA of Dictyostelium discoideum AX4, 201 nucleotides long. RefSeq lists its product as hypothetical. Bases 1 to 201 code for a protein of 66 amino acids. The record is from RefSeq and is a predicted model, not a curated record. The transcript has a single exon. Lineage: Eukaryota; Evosea; Eumycetozoa; Dictyosteliales; Dictyosteliaceae.